Messenger RNA from Eremothecium sinecaudum, 579 nucleotides. RefSeq names its product flavin-linked sulfhydryl oxidase (gene ERV2). Bases 1 to 579 code for a protein of 192 amino acids. The record is from RefSeq and is a predicted model, not a curated record. The transcript has a single exon. Gene Ontology annotation, molecular function: flavin adenine dinucleotide binding; flavin-dependent sulfhydryl oxidase activity. Lineage: Eukaryota; Fungi; Ascomycota; Saccharomycetes; Saccharomycetales; Saccharomycetaceae. Gene Ontology annotation, cellular component: mitochondrion.
AUGAAAACCUCCAAGCAGAGAAUAGUUGCUGUGGGGCUGUCAUUAUUUCUUAUAGGCUUUCUCUACUUCUUUUCCGGGCAUCAACUCUCAUAUACCAUUCCAAAUGACCCACCACUCACAGUGCUUUCCCCAGAUAAAAGCAAAAGCACUGGAAAGACCAAAAACGCCCCUAUAAUGCCUGAGUUACCAGACGACGAUGCUAGGCAGGAACUUGGUAGGGCAUCUUGGAAAUACUUUCAUACACUACUAGCGCGUUUUCCAAAAACCCCAAGUCCUGAGCAAUCAGAAAAAUUACACUCCCUCAUAACUCUCUUCGCUCAACUAUACCCCUGCGGCCAGUGUUCGGAGCACUUUCUCGAGAUCCUAGCAUCCAAUCCUCCUCAAACUUCCAGCAGAAUUGCGGCCGCAACUUGGGGAUGUCACGUGCACAACAUCGUGAACGAGAGCCUUAAAAAACCUAUAUAUGACUGCAGUACGAUAUUAGAAGACUAUGACUGCGGCUGUUCAGGAGAAGAAGACGAUGAAGAGACUGAUUUCGAACGAAUUACGACGAUCAUCGAAGAAAAGCAACAUGGGUAA